GUUCUAUGUAUCGACGAAGCGACCGCAAGUGUGGACUUUGAAACGGACAAGUUGAUUCAACAAACAAUCCGAGAUGAAUUUCAGUCGAACACUGUACUUACUAUAGCACACAGGUAUGGUGCCAGCAUGGUGGCCAGAUGAAUUGUACUCUUUGGUUGUCGCUGUAUAUACACAUGUAAAAAUCUCACAACUUCUCAACAAGAUGUGUUCACAACAAGCUUGCUACAAGCUUGUUGCGAACACAUCUUGUUGAGAAGUCGUAACAAGGCUGUUAUUUUAUCACGUUGCUACAAGGUUGUCACUCACAACUUGUUGAGCGAGUUGUUGGAACAACUUGUAACAGGUUUGUUGAGCUCAACCAUCUUGUAACAAGUUCUCAACAAGCUGGGAACAAGCAGUGCGAGCACAUUCUGUUGACAAGUUGUUGGAACAGCAUUGCUACAAGUCUGCUAGUUCUGAUUUGACCCAAGUUAAUUUUCUUUUCUAGAAUCGAGACAAUUCUGGACAGUGAUCGUGUUUUGGUAAUGGACAAGGGUCAGAUUGCCGAGUUUGGUUCUCCUGACGAACUGCGGAGAAAUAAAGAGUCCUUGUUUUCAACUUUAGUCAAUGAGAGCUGA
Molecule: messenger RNA, 617 nt
Organism: Paramuricea clavata
Lineage: Eukaryota; Metazoa; Cnidaria; Anthozoa; Malacalcyonacea; Plexauridae
Source: the annotation of a GenBank genome assembly